Molecule: messenger RNA, 1431 nt
Organism: Paramecium tetraurelia
Lineage: Eukaryota; Ciliophora; Oligohymenophorea; Peniculida; Parameciidae
Exons: 1
Source: RefSeq, a predicted model, not a curated record
AUGAAUAAAUAUACAUUGGAAUUUAAGUCAGCAGAUGUAGAAUUAAAGUAUUAAAAAGAAUCAAUUUACAAAUUGCUCAAACCUCUCCAUUACGGUCUAAUAUUAAUGUCAUUAUUAUUGAAUACAAUCGAGAUAAUAUUAGUAACAGUCAGGGAAUCCUUUUCAAUACCAUUAAUCAAUCUUGCUUUUAUAGGAAUAUCCAUAUUUAGCUUUGUAAUUGUCUAUAAAAAGGAGACUUUAACAUAAAAAAUGAUGACUAUUGAAAAUGCUUAUAUCUUAUUAUUAUAGUUGAAUUUUACUGCAGACAAUAUUCAUGGCUAAGAAUACUUUUUAUAUGGAAGUAGCUUGUCAUUAAUUCAAGCAAUAACCUAUUUUUCGACAGAUUUUUAUUUAAGUUGUCCUUCUGUUAUAUUUCAUUUGAUAUUUCGACUUAUUGUCACCAGUUUGUAUGCAAAGAAAUUUGAUUUAAUAGCUUUAGGCCUUACAAUAACUACAGCUAUAUUUUUAAUAAGUGUGUUAUAUAUAUGCAAUAGAGCAUAAAGGUUGUAAUUCUUAUUGAAUUUUAAAGAAGAUACUAUUAACUAUCAAUUGCAAACCUUAAUAAAUAAACCAUUUACAAAGAUUAUUUACAACGAGAAGAAGCUUUAAAUUGAUGUUCUUUAGGUUAAUCAAGUCAAUUAAUUUUUGGGAUUCAACCAAGACUUGUGUUUUGGAUGUAAUAUUAGGAACUUUAUAAGAAAUUGUAAGAUUUCUAAUAGAUCCUUAGAGAAAUGGAUAAUAGAUGAUUAAACCAAUCUAAAGGAAAUUUGUCUUGCUAUGGUUUAGAGAACAAAAAUAAAGAUUAGGCUUUCUUAAUUCAACACUGAUAAUAGUUUGAUAUUAAUUUUGGAGAAUUCAAGACUGGAUACGAGACAAAAAUAGGUUCCUUAGUUUGUGACAAAGCAAUUAGUGGAACAAUUUAUGACAAGCAAGAAAACCCUGUUUAAUUUGUAAUUUAAAUUUGGAGUCAUGUCGAUUUUAAUGUUAGGCUAAUAUCAAAUAAAGACUGUAAAUAUUGUAAAGGUGUUGAAAAAAUUAUUAAACACUUAUGUAUUUUCAGGGAAAGUGAAUUUAAAUUUUAAUGGUUAUCAGAUAAUAAAAUUGAAGACCUACUCAUAAUUUCUGAAUAUUUUUUUAAUUCAAGUAUUUAAUAUCAUUCAAGAUAUGGAGUACUCUUAAAAUAUAUUUAACGAAAUAAAUGUGAACAGUUUCGAUAAUUAUCUAGCUUUUCAGUUGAAGCUAUCAAAUAAAUAAUAAUUUAUGCAAUUGUACUCAAAGAACUUUUUCAUAAAGUACACUGAAUAACAUUUGUUAGUUACUCCAUUAACAUUUGAUUUGGUAUUUUAUUUCAACAAACUAAUUCCAUUUGAUGAUACGAACGCUUCAUUAUGA